UAUUCUGAAGUCCUUGCAAUGUUAACAUAGCAAAGCUUGCUUGCUUUUAUUGAACUUUUACAUCUCUCUGGUUUAAUUGCAAAAAGUACAUAGUUCCACAUGGCAUGCUGAUAAAUUUUAUUGCAUCUAGUCAUUCUAGUCAUAGCAUUCAUGUGCUAGCAUCUUCAUCAAACAAAUUGGAGGCAACUAAUUCAAGGAAAAUGCAACAGAAAGAAGGACAAAUUUCAGUUAUGCAUAGGCUAGGGAAGGAUUGAAUCAUGUCUAUCUAAAAGAGGAUCAAAUCUUGUUUCUCUAAAAGGAAGUCAAAAUACAAGCUAAAGCAAAAUAAGCUGAUAUAAUUUAUAAUGGAUUUUUGCAAGUCUUAGAUUAGUGAAUACGAAAGGUGAAAGUCAUCAAGUAUUUAAGCUGUGGCCAUUUGCUUCUUCUGUAGUUAAUAUCUUUGUGCUUGGUUAUUAUUCAGUGUGGAAUUGGUAAGUUUUUAUGAUGAUUUGCUUGACAUUUCUUUUGCCAUCCUUUGCCUUCUUUGUUUAGUGAGCCUAUUUUUUUAUAUGAGAAUCAGCAUCUAGACUAACAUAAGAUAUAAAUGUCUUUUACAACUGGUAUUAAAUGAACAAAACUGGUAAUGUUUCAUUGUACAUAUAUGUUAAUUGUUAAUGAUACUAAUGGAGUUCUACUCCUUGUAAGAAUAUUAUAGCUCAAUAUCACACAACAUUAUGUGAAUUACAAUAUUUUGUUACUUUUCUUAUCAGCUAUGUGCCAGAAACUUACAUCUAGUGCAAUGAUGAUCUUAAAACAUGAGGUGUUGAAUUUGUUGGAGAGUUUGCACUAAAGGCCAUUUUAAAAUUUUAUAAUAUGGGCUUUGUUGGUGUAAACAACUUUUUUAGCCGUGGCCUCGGGGCCGACGCGGCUUGUUCGGGGGUCCGAAUGACGGGGAUCUAGCGCGGCAUUUCUCGGGGUCUCCCGGUGGCCCAUCGCGGUGGUCUGGUUGGAAGAAAAGCUUCGCCGCGGCGCCGGGUAGGGACGACUCCGGUCUAGCACCUGCACACAGGUCAGGUCGGAAGCUCGGCCCGACCCCUCCGACGAUCAAGUCAGUGAUGUGGAGUGGGGUUUUGGAUGAGGAAGUGCUUUUUUUGUGUUCCCCCCUAUUUUGUUUGGAGCCCGGGGGUAUUUAUAGGUAAGUUUGGUGUUACCUGAUGUGCCAGCCUGUCGGAGCAGGACCGUACCUCUGAUGGCGUCUGACAUCGCCGUUGGUGUUGCGUGAAGGACCGAGCUGCCGCAGGGUAUGAGCGAGCUUCGGUCGACGCUUUCCCCUGCCUCGGUCGGUCGUGCGAGGUCAGACGAUGAGGUCGUCUGAGAAUGGUUGAUGUGAGCGCGCAUUAAGUCGGCGUUAAUGCUCACUUCCUUGGGCAGUGUGUCGUCCAGGCGUGGCUGACGUCAUGGCGCACCAUGUCGCCAUUUUUGUCCUUAUCAUAUUCCCCCCCUAAGGAAGCUAUGCCUCGAUUGAUGUGAGGGGAGGUCCGAGGCAUGACUUCGGCUUUAAGAAACUCUACCUGUCGGGCGGUUGCCGGUCUGUUGCCAGGGGUGUGAGAAUUGCGGAGCUUAGCAGCUAAGAAGGGUUGGACGCGUAGCGGUGAUCCCGGGCAGUGUGCGGCCGUGGAGCACGGCGCAGGCGUGGUCUCGGGCAGUGUGUAGCCGAGGAGCACGACGCAGGCGGGCUGGCCGCGCAGGUGUGGUCUCGGGGAGCAUCAAGCCGAGGAGCACGACGCAGGCGGGCUGGUCGCGCAGGUGUGACCUCGGGGAGCAUCAAGCCGAGGAGCACGACGCAAGCGGGCUGGCCACGCAGGUGUGGUCUCGGGGAGCAUCAAGCCGAGGAGCACGACGCAGGCGGGUUGGCCGCGUAGGUGUGGUCACGGGGAGCAUCAAGCCGAGGAGCACGACGCAGGCGGGCUGGCCGCGCAGGUGUGGCCUCGGGGAGCAUCAAGCUGAGGAGCACGACGCAGGCGGGCUGGCUGCGCAGGUGUGGUCUCGGGGAGCAUCAAGCCGAGGAGCACGACGCAGGCGGGCUGGCCGCGCAGGUGUGGUCUCGGGGAGCAUCAAGCCGAGGAGCACGACGCAGGCGGGCUGGCCGCGCAGGUGUGGCCUCGGGGAGCUGCUUGUGCUAUUUUCCAUUUUUGCCUGCUUAGUCGUAGCGGGGGGCGAAAAAACUUUCGUAUUUGAUUUUCUUUCUGAGGGGGAGUCGGUUGCUUUCGCCGCACGCUUUUGGGCGUUGGGAUCGAGGCGUCAGCCCGCUGUCGCUUCAGCGGGGUUGCCACGUCAGGCUUUUAUUAAGGCAGGGCGCCUUUUGGCAUUUCCGAUGCGACGUGACGGUUACGCACGUGCGCGGGUGGGCUGCCGCCCACUCUCGGGAGGUGAAGGGGCGUUGGUUCUGGUGGUAUAUCUCCUUUAAAUAGCGGACGCCCGGCUUUACUUCUAUCUUUUGCUGUUGAGUCUCCCUCUCUGGCCUUGCCGUCCCCUUUCCAAUCUUCUGCUUCCUGUGUCGUCCUCCCUUUCCCCGUAGCACCUCCUUGUUAAGGUUAGUUGAGAUGUCGUCCUUUCCUCCUUCCCCUUCUUCCCCUUCCUGUGUAGCUGAGGGGGGACGUCCUUCGACGCCCCCCGUAGAAUCCUCUGAUGGGGAAGCGGCGCGGGCCCUAGAGGCCUUGAUGUGGCCGCAUGACUUUGACUCCACCGUGAGUGGGUCUCUGCUGGGGGGGCUCCGGGAGCGCUAUUGCAUCCCGGAGGACCACAUCCUUAGUGCCCCAGAACCGGGACAGCGGGCGUAUGACCCCGUCCCAAAGGGUUUUGCGCUGACUUUGGACGCCCUAAAGGCGGGUCUUCGCUUUCCCCUUCAUCCCCUCAUUGUGUCCUGCCUGUCUUUCUGGCGGAUUUCUCCAUCUCAAGUGGCGCCGAACUCUUGGCGUUACCUAGUGGUAUUCCUGGGGGAAUGCCACUACGCCAAUAUCACCCCCACCCUCAAUCUCUUUCUUUCCUGUUACCGCCUUUCCAAGGGUUUGGGGGGUUACUUCCUAUCUGCCCGGACGGGCUUUCGAGUCGGAGGGGCCCCUUCCAAUAAUAAAGGGUGGAAGGGGAGGUUUUUUUACAUUUGCCGUGCACGGGACUGGGGUUUUGGGGUUCGGUGGUCCGCGAGGGCGAUCGACAAUACCACCCCAUGCUUGGGCGAAGCAGAGCGCCAAGAUCUGGGGAGGCUCAAAGAGAUUCUCCUCAGGUCGCAGGCCAUCUGGAACAUGACCGAGCAAUGGCUAGUCGAGGCUGGUCUCAGCCCGAUGCCUCUGGGUACGUUAGUGACGUUUGGUUCGGGUAUUUGUGUGGUUCAUUUCUGGUACUAACACUUUUCUUGUUUUUUGUAGAAAUGGUGAACCUCCGGUCGCUUCUGGGGGGUCAGGCGUCGCAAGCUCCUCCCCCAGCUCCGCCGGCCGACCUACAGCCCGGCUCGGAGGACGCCCCACUGGAGGUCGAGGCCGGGCGCCCUCGGAAGAAGGCGAAGGCAGCACCUUCGAAGGGGCCUGAGGCGGGCCCCAGUCGGGGCGAGACCGGGCCUAGUCGGCGGGCGGCUGGGAAGGGUCCGCGCCCUACCUCCGUACGUGACCUGUGCCGACUACCAGCCGGGGACGGGGAGCCGUUCCAGUCGCGGUUGGUGAGCGAGAUCCCACUUGGGGAGUCUAGCGACCCCCUGGUCGCUCGCUGGGGGGGCUUGUCCCGGGGGGACAGAGUGUGGGCCGGAGGGGACCCCUCCGCAGCGUUCCUCCGAGGCGCGCUUCAUCCCGACAUGGCUCGGGAUUUGUACGUCUUGCCCUCGGAGGUGCUGCUCAACAAGUCCGCCCAAUCCUUGAUCUGGGGCCUCCAUUAUGCGACGGCCCUGAUGGACAGGGUGCAUGACGCCGGCCGGGUCAUCGGGGGCCUCGUCAACCGCAACGUCGAGCUCCACCGCCAAGUCGAGGAGGUCCGAGCCGGGGCCGGCCCGGAGGCUGUGGCGGCCGUCGAGAAGCGCGCGGCGGAGUUUGAGGCGGAGGCGGCUCGCCUCAGGUCGGAGCUCGAGGCCGCCAAGAAAGCAAACGAGGAGCUCCAAAAAACAAUAAGGGUGGAGCGGAUCGAGCUCCGUCUGUUGAAGACGGAGGCGAGCGCCCUCAGCAAGAAGCUGGAGGAGGCGAAGGCCGAGACGAGAGCGGCCUUGGAGGCAUUGGCGAAGGAAGCCCGUCUUCGACCCGCCAAAGAUAAGGAGCUCCUCGAGGCGUAUAAGAAGUCCGAGGGGUUCGAACUCGGGCUAACGCGGACGGGGCGGGUAUCCUUUGAGUACGGAUACCGAGUCGCCACGUCCCGUUUUCGCGCUCGUCACCCUGGCCUCGAGGUGGAGGAGGACCCCUUCGCUCCUCACCCCGAGGAUCUAGGGGUAGACAUGCCCGAGGACGUCCCCUUUGACGACCGCCUGGUUGUCCCAUAAUAAUAAUAAGGAAGGGUCCUGUAUUUUAAAGUGCUAGUUAAUU
Messenger RNA from Musa acuminata AAA Group (dessert banana), 4538 nucleotides. RefSeq lists its product as uncharacterized. NCBI's taxonomy places the organism in Eukaryota, Viridiplantae, Streptophyta, Magnoliopsida, Zingiberales, Musaceae. The transcript has 2 exons. Bases 3206 to 4495 code for a protein of 429 amino acids. The record is from RefSeq and is a predicted model, not a curated record.